Sardina pilchardus (European sardine) is the source of this 5335-nucleotide messenger RNA. RefSeq names its product ribosomal modification protein rimK-like family member A (gene rimkla). Gene Ontology annotation, biological process: protein modification process. Gene Ontology annotation, molecular function: N-acetyl-L-aspartate-L-glutamate ligase activity; ATP binding; metal ion binding. The record is from RefSeq and is a predicted model, not a curated record. Gene Ontology annotation, cellular component: cytoplasm. Bases 656 to 1951 code for a protein of 431 amino acids. NCBI's taxonomy places the organism in Eukaryota, Metazoa, Chordata, Actinopteri, Clupeiformes, Clupeidae. The transcript has 5 exons.
GUUUACUCGUCAACAAAACACAUAUCUGGCGAACGUGGAAGGAGGCGAUACAACCGCCUUCGUCUUACCACCAUUUUGUUGAUUUUUCUCAGCCAGUUGGCUGUUGUGUUUGAGGGGUUAGUAGGGUUGGAGAACGGAGGAAUUAAGGAGCACUUUACUUGAGCUUUUGUUCGCCCUGUUACGGGGCUGCAAGUUAGCUUGCUAGCUGUCUGCCCUCGGUUGAAGCUUUACAUAGCACAACUUAGCUAACUGUGGGCAGUAUUGGGUGAGAAAGAGUAAUACAACGUUAAUGUUAGAAUUUCAUAUUUUUUUUGACUCAACUCUCUCAGUUUUUGGUCUUUUAUUCAGCGGGAUCCCGGAUCGGACGGAACAGGAAUAACUAACCGUGGCUGUGGGAAAUCUAGAUUUUCUCUCAAAUUUCAUCCCACACAGUCGGAGCAACUUUUGCCGCCGUUUGGUUCAGGUUGUUCCAGCCUGUUAGCUUCGGUGCGCCGCCUGCUAGCUGGCUAAGUCUAUUGUGUUCGUGCCCCGGUGUUAUUCCAGCCGUUCCCCGACCCUAGAUCCCGCGCUCUCGCACGCUCCUGGCCCCGGCACAGCCCGAGCUUUCUUUUCAGCAGAUUUUCGGUUAGUCGACACGACUCACUCAGAAAGAAAGAUGUGUUCCCGGGUGUGGUUCAUUACGGACCGCAGGAUCCACCAGGAGUACCCCCAAGUCCAGAUUCUCCGUGCCCUGAAGCAGCGGUGCGCCGAGGAUGAUGUCGAAUUCCGAUAUCUCCUGAUGGAUCAGAUUGUCCUGACUAUCACGGAUGGCCAACUGGGCCUGCGCGUUGACCAGGAGAUGGUGACGUCGUACCCCCAGGUUGCCGUGGUGAGGGUGCCCACGCCCUGGGUGCAGUCGGACAGUGACAUCACGGUGCUGCGGCACCUGGAGAAGAUGGGGUGCCGCCUGGUCAACCGCCCACAGGCCAUCCUCAACUGCGUCAACAAGUUCUGGACCUUCCAGGAGCUCGCCGGACACGGGGUGCCCCUCCCCGACACCUACUCCUACGGAGGACACGACAACUUCCGUAAGAUGAUUGAUGAGGCUGAGCCUCUUGGAUACCCUGUGGUGGUGAAGAACGCUCGUGGACACAGAGGUAAGGCGGUGUUCCUGGCGAGGGAUAAGCAUCACCUGUCGGACCUGUGCCACCUGAUCCGUCACGAGGCGCCGUACCUGUUCCAGGAGUACGUGCGGGAGUCGCACGGGCGGGACGUGCGGGUGGUGCUGGUGGGGGGGCGCGUCAUCGGCUCCAUGCUGCGCUGCUCCACCGACGGACGCAUGCAGAGCAACUGCUCCCUGGGCGGCGUGGGCAUGAUGUGCCCCCUGAGCGAGCAGGGCAAGCAGCUGGCGGUGCAGGUGUCCAACAUCCUGGGCAUGGACGUGUGCGGCAUCGACCUGCUGCAGCUCAACGACGGCUCCUUCGUGGUGUGCGAGGCCAACGCCAACGUGGGCUUCAUCGCCUUCGACCAGGCGUGCGGGCUGGACGUGGCGGGCAUCGUGGCCGACUACGCCCUCUCGCUGCUGCCCAGCCGCCUCCUCACCCGCAAGAUGUCGCUGCUCUCCGUGGUGUCGAGCGCCAGCGAGACCUGCAGCGAGCCCGAGGGCUGCGCGCUACCGCUAACGCUAACGGGCGGCGGCGGCGGCAUCAUCGCGCCAACCGAGGGGUGCCCGCUGCCGCUGACGCUCACGUCCGGUGGCGCUCCCCCGGAGGCGGGCGCGGCGGUGACGGAGGCCGUGUGCACCAUGAGCGUGGGCUCCACGUCCAGCGAGAGCGACCCCGAGCUGGCGGAGACGGUGGUGCCCGGACCCCCGCCGCCCCCCACCUGCGCCCCGCUGCCCCCCGACAACCACCAGCCCUCCGCCUUCUACAACAACCUGCGCGCCAGCCACAUCAAACUGUUGACUGAGUGAGAGGGGACACUCUGGGAGAUACACACACACACACACACACACACACACACACACUCUAACACACAUACGUACACACACACACACACACACACACACAAGAGACUGGCAUGGUGGAAUAUGCUGAAGUGCUGAUCAGUAAACAUUUCUGAAGGACACACUCCUAACACACACACACACACACACACACACACACACACACACACACACACACACACACAAACACACAGAAGCUUUCAACAUGUAUCAUACCCAGUGUCCUAAGCAAGUCUGCAAGGUGUGAAUACACACACACACACACACACACACACACACACACACAAAUGCACACAUUCCUUGUUGUACUAACUAAGCUGAGUAGAGGGGCUGCUUCCCUGGGCGUGUGGUGCAGAGUGUGUUUGUGUGUGUGUGUGUGUGUGUGUGUGUGUGUGUGUGUAGUGGCAUGGUGUGCUAUGCUAGGCUAGGCUAGGCUAGGCUUGGCUAGGUUAGCUGAUUAAAACCCACCAACUCUGGAAGGGGGCAAUACCUGCCUGGGUGAGUGUGGUACAGAGUGUGUGUGUGUGGAUGGGGCUGCUGGUGUUGACACCUCCUCCCACUCUCUGCCCAGGUGACGUGUGUUUGCCGUUCGUGUGCUGGCAGAGUAGAUCCAGCAUGCUCCCGUACACACACACACAUGCCGCACGCACACACACACACACACACACACACACACACACACACACACACGCACACACACAUGCACACACACAGCAGUCACACCACAGAGAUUUAGCCUUCCUACACAUACACACACACCACAUACUUAGCCUGCCUACACAUACGAGCACAUACACACACACACACACACACACACAUCCUUUAAAACACAUAACGUGAUUUUAUAGAUAUUAAUUGUACAUUGAGGAGUGUGAGUUGUAGCAGAAUAGAUCCCUCUUCUUCCCAAAAUGAACACACACACACUCCCCUUAUCAUUUUAACCAAAGCACUUUCACACACACACACACACACACACAGUGACCUGUCGGAUCAUCACAGAGGCUCUUUCUAAGCCACAACACAGCUAAAUACCUCAGAAUCACACUAGUCACUGCCAUGCAUCAAGACUGUCCUGUCAUCUGAAACACACACACACACACACACACACACACACACACACCUGACAGGAGCUCCAUUUCUAGACCUUCACACACCCUCUACACUCGUCUACUCAGCAGGCAGUGCUUGAAGUGGAUCUAAAGACUCACACGCGCUCAAACACACACACACACACACACGUCUCUUCCAAAUGAUCAGGGGUAGUCCUCUCGCAGGCUCCAUCAAAGCAGCCCAGCGCUGUUGCCAGGGCAACGCAUACCCCUCUCCCCCAGGUCUGCAUGGCACUCACCGCCAAAGCACAAGCCAUCUGCCAUCAGUGUGUGUGUACGAGCGAGCGCGCGUGCGUGCGUGCGUGCGUGCGUGUGUGUGUGUGUGUGUGUGUGUGUGUGUAUGUGUGUGUGACUGACUCAGACCCAGGGAAGCAGCCCGUCUCUCUACACCCCCCCCUCCAAGACCAACCCCCCCUCUAGUUAGCGAAGCGUGAGAUCGGCCAGGGCUGCGCACAGACAGACAGACAGCUGGAGAGACAGACGGAGAGACAGACAGACAGAGAGACAGACAGAGAGAGAUGCUGCCCUGUACAUGCAGGUGGAGAGACACAUUUGCCCCUCUUGCUUGUGUUUUUUUAUAUAUAUAUAUAAUGUUCAGUGUUUUAUUUUUCUUCUAUUUCUCUAAUUUAUGGUAAUUUUUUUAAGGAAAAAUGAUUUGUGCGUGUGUGUGUGUGCGUGUGUGACUAAUCUGUCUCAGUAAAAGAGAUCUCCGCUGUGAAGGUUGGCACCUGGGGGAACGCUUUACAGCAUCUGGGGACGCUAUACUGCGUCUGGGGAACGCUUUACUACAUUUGGGGAACGCUUUACUGCAUCUGUGUGAAGGCUGGCAUCUGGGGGACGUUCACUGGACAGAGAGGAGGGCGGCACUUCCUGGGUGCCCCCUCACCAUAUCCAAUCAGCAGUCAGGACUCAGAGCCCCUACUUGGCAGGACCAGGAUGUAGUCACCUUCCAUAAGGAAGCAGAAAGGACAACCAACCAAAACAACAACAGCAACAACAACAACAACACAGCACCUGUCACCCCACCAGUCUGUGUUGCUCCCUAGUUGUACACUAGUGCUCUCCAGUGCUCCCUUUCCAGGUGAAACAUGAUUGUUAAUCUUUAUCAUAACCACAAAUAGAGGACUCACAAGGUGUGUGUGGGUGUGUGUGUGUUUGGGGGUGUCAGCCUGGACAGAUGGAGCGAGGUGAUGUUUUAUACACACACACACACACUCACACUCAACCGAAUCCCAUAUCAGCUCCAUGUUGAACACCCUCGACUGUGUGGCAUCCUGCUGGCCAGAGAGACCCUCCAGCACACUAGGAGAGAACUAGUAGCUUUACUGGGUAGCAGGGGGAACUAGAGGAUGCUGGGAAAUGUAGUUCUACAGGGCCACGAUGGGGGGGGGGAAAGCUGUUGAGGGAAAUAAAGGAAGUUAUGGGUGACGUAGUUUUUCUUUUCUUCUCAGUAGCACUGAGAGGGUGGUGGUGAUCAUAGUUAUGCUGGGUAGUAUUGGGAGAGGAUUAUGGGAAAUGUAGUUUUACCAGGGUGGGCUACAGGAAGUAGCGCGGCACAGGGGGGAGCGCAGAGGGUAGCACAGGAAGCUGCAACACUACAGGAACAAUAGAACACGACACUCAACAACACUACAGUACCAGCAGCACAGGAACUAUGACAGUAACAUAUCGACAACACUGCCGGGUCUACGGCUCUACACAAACAAACAAACAAACAAACAAACAAACACUGCCGGGUGGGCGGGAGGACUGACGCCACCUGCCUGCCAUUCUGACGCAACACUGCCAACAGCCUCGAGUGUUAGUGGGGGUACAGAGCUCAGUCAGGGUGGGGCGGGGUGGGGUGCUCUCUCUGGUUCCUUUACCCCCCAUCAGUGGGUGGGGGUGGUUUCUGCCCCUCCCCUGUAGCGCCCCCCUGUGGUUAUGACUCAUUUGCCCCAUUGCUGCUAAUGUACAUUUAGUCCUUAACCUCCAGAUCUUUACAAAAGGGAAUUUACACGGGACCCCCACUAGGGGCAGACUCCUGUGUAUGGUGCGGGACGAGACGACCUGAUUGCCAAACAAACAAACCAACCAAGCAACCAACCAACCAACCCACACACACCUGACACUCAUACAAGCAAUGUUGUGUAAUUUGAUACUAGAGAAAACCAGUAGUCCUACAGUUCUAACAUUGACGUUAUGUGUAUUGAUUCUGAAUACUGAGAAAAAAUGAGAAUAAUAAAAACGUUGUUUGACCGAA